Messenger RNA from Spirometra erinaceieuropaei, 1365 nucleotides. The record is from the annotation of a GenBank genome assembly. NCBI's taxonomy places the organism in Eukaryota, Metazoa, Platyhelminthes, Cestoda, Diphyllobothriidea, Diphyllobothriidae.
AUGGCGGCUGAGCAACAGCGAGUCGGUUGUCUUGGUGGCGAGUCUGUGACUGGUCUCCCUCUCAAAGACGUUCCUCUGACCACCGGCUCUGUUACCAUACUUUGUGACUUCUCAACUCCCUUUCAUCGCCCUUUUGUGCCCGCCUCGAUGAGUCGAGCUGUAGUUCAAACUCUGCAUAGACAUUCCCACCCUGGGAUCGGAGCCUCUCAAAAGCUUCUUGCGGAAAGGUUUGUCUGGCCUGCCAUAAACAAGGACGUCAAAGCUUGGCCUCGGUCGUGUAUGAGCUACCAGCGCAACAAGGUGCAGCGUCAAAACAAGUCCCCACCAGGUACUUUCCCCAGUUCCGACGCACGGUUCAGCCAUGUGCACCUGUAUGUCGUAGGCCCCUUGCCUCCAUCCAAUGGUUUCACCUACCUCCUUACCUGUGUCGAUCGAUAUACUCGCUGGGUUGAAGCUAGUCCUUUGCCGGAUGUUCAGGCUGAAACCAUCGUGAAGGCCUUCGUCAGUCGUUGGGUCGCCAUGUUCGGUAACCCAUCCACGGUUACGACUGAUCGUGAUGCCCAGCUAGAGUCGGCACUGUUCAAAACGCUACUCAAUUUUCUUGGCUGCACACGCAUUCGGACGACAGCUUACCACCUAGCUGCCAACCGUAUGGUGGAACGUUUCCAUCGUCAGCUAAAGACCGCCCUGCGUGCAGUAGAAGACCCAGGAAACUGGUCGGACAACCUUCCUCUUGCGCUGCUCGGCAUCCGCGCAGAUCUGAAGUUGGAUCUGACCUGUAGCGCAACUGAAUUGGUUUUCGGAACUACCCUCCGACUGCCAGGCGAGAUGAUCACUCCAACCUCUCGUGGCACCCACGAGACUCCUGACAAUCUUGUGCACCGUUUGCGGCAAUUUAUGCGCUCGCUUUCCCCGGUUCCACCUCGAGCUCCAAUGACUGAGUCUUAUGUCGAAAAAGACUUGAACAAGUGUACUCAUGUAUUCGUCCAGUGUGACAGUGUGCGUCAGCCGCUGGAAUCACCAUACGAAGGACCGUUCCGCGUGCUCGGGCGCAGUGACAAGGAGGACGUGGUCAGUGUCGAUCGGGUCAAGGCUGCUGUUGCAGAGGAGCCGCCGGACCCGAACAAAGAACAAAAAUGUGCUGACCCCCUAACCCCUGUUCCUCCAUCUUCCCUAUCCCUGCUCAUUCACCCUGCCCACUACCUCGCCCUUCCCCUUUCCGAACCUCUAUCUCUCCGCGCCGUAAACUUCCUCUGUCCUCAUAUCCGCAACCCACAACUGCAACAACCCCUUCAUCAACCAACAACACUGUCACCGCGAGCCAUACUCACUCUACCCCUGUGCCUCCUGCAUAUAUCACCCUAG